Protobothrops mucrosquamatus (brown spotted pit viper) is the source of this 1020-nucleotide messenger RNA. It is a transcript of the gene EEF1AKMT2, whose product is annotated as EEF1A lysine methyltransferase 2. The transcript is spliced from 7 exons. Bases 241 to 897 code for a protein of 218 amino acids. Gene Ontology annotation, molecular function: protein-lysine N-methyltransferase activity. Lineage: Eukaryota; Metazoa; Chordata; Lepidosauria; Squamata; Viperidae. Gene Ontology annotation, biological process: peptidyl-lysine monomethylation; peptidyl-lysine dimethylation. The record is from RefSeq and is a predicted model, not a curated record. Gene Ontology annotation, cellular component: cytoplasm.
UGUAGUUCACCACAGGCAAACUCAAGUCAGAGCCUGCCUAAAAUUGGAGCGUAUAUAGAGCCAAUAACUAAUGGAGCGUUAUUAUUCCUUGCGUAGAGCAUAUUUGGCGAUCGGCUCUUUCCCAGCUGUCCCAACUGGCCUUCACUCCCCGGAAGAGAGGUUGAAAGAAACGAUAAAAGGGAGUCUUCCUGCGGCAUAAAAGAGGCUAACCUUGGACGUGGCGCUGCAUCUUUUCCGGCAAUGAGCAGCUGCGGAGAGGAAGAGUUUGAGCCUUCGGCGCUGGGGACCAAAGAACACUGGGAUGCAGCAUAUGAACGAGAACUACAUAAUUUUAAAGAAAGUGGUGAUACUGGGGACAUUUGGUUUGGUGAAGAAAGUAUGACUCGUAUAAUUAGAUGGCUAGAAAAACAAAAGAUACCUCUGGAUGCUUCUGUCCUUGACAUUGGAACAGGAAAUGGCAUUUUGCUGGUUGAAUUGAGUAAAUGUGGUUACACCAAUCUUACAGGAGUUGACUACUCUCCUUCUGCAGUGCAACUUUCAAAAAAUAUAAUGGAAAAAGAAGGGCUAUCUUAUAUUAAACUGCUGAUUGAAGACAUUUUAAAUCCCUCAAAUGAAUUGUCAAGUUUUCAGAUCUGCAUUGAUAAAGGGACUUUUGAUGCUAUUAGUUUGAGCCCAGAUAGUGCAGCAGAGAAAAAGAAACAGUAUAUUAAAUCCCUCCAGAGGCUGUUGAGAUCAAAUGGCUUUUUCCUUAUUACAUCUUGUAACUGGACUAAAGAAGAACUGUGCAAACAAUUUGAAGAAGGGUUUCUACUUUUGGAGGAACUGCCAUGCCCAACCUUCUGCUUUGGAGGAAGAACUGGAAAUAAUGUAACUGCCUUGGUUUUACAAAAAACAUAACAAAGUUUUGAAUAAAUUUUGGGAUGAAGAUCUCCUUUUGUGAAUUUUGGAUUUUACCAUAGAACUGGAUUCAAAAGUAAAAUACAAGUUUUAGAAAUUUGAUAGAUGUCUAUAUGUUUGAUU